GUAAUCAACGCUUACUUUGUAUACACGUCCUUAAAAUGGCUAGACUUUGGCCGCAAGUCUUUGGACCCGAAACUACCCGAACGUAAUCAAUGGUCGGACAAAGCAAUUGGCGAAUUGGAUAGCCGACGGAAAGUGAUGGCCGGGAAACAUUUCCUGUGUUGGGAUAUAUGGCGGCCAAACUGUGUCUACAAACCGCUCUUCAACUCCAAUAUCUUUCUCACCUUGGGUAGAGUGCUACAAGGGAGAUAUUUUGAAAGCCGAGUGGAC
This is a messenger RNA of Medioppia subpectinata, 267 nucleotides long. The record is from the annotation of a GenBank genome assembly. NCBI's taxonomy places the organism in Eukaryota, Metazoa, Arthropoda, Arachnida, Sarcoptiformes, Oppiidae.